UUCUGUCGGAACUAUUCCCAACUGAAGGCUUCAUAAUUAACAUUUUCUAUAUUUCUAUUAAUAUCGAUGAUACUCUCAACAAAGAAAUUGUUUAACUUGUUUGCAAUUUCAGUACUAUUUCUAUAUAUUUUGCGGUUGAUUAUAACUUCUUUGAUGUUUUCUUUGUGAUCUGUAUUAUUGACGAUAUUCUUCAAAUGUUUCCACAUUAAACGACUAUCACCUCUAUUAAUUUCCACCUUGUAUUCCAUAUAUUGUUUUUUUUUAAUUUUAAUCAUUUUUUAUACAUUUUAUUUAUUUUGUUGUAUUCUACUCAAUGACCAGUGAUCGCUGCCCUUUGGUAUAACUUGAAUUUUUCUUUAUUAGUUUCAGUCAAUUGUCUGUCAUACCAUUUAUUUUUGAUUUUGACCCGCUCAAACAAUGGUUAAUAUGUUCGAGCAUACCAUCUGGACUGAGACUAUUCAGGUCAGCGGAGGUGCAUUUUCUCAAAAGAUUUAUGAGGUUGUCUUUGCUGUACCCAUCCCACGAAGUUAUUUCAAACAGUUUAUUGAUAGGGCCUUGUUUUUUUAUAUCGCAUUUGAACAUCAUAGUUUCGUGAUCCGAUAUUCUAUGUUCCUCCGCUUUUUCACAUGAAACUUCCUUAGCGUUGGAGUACAAUAAGUCGGUCAGUGUUAGGGAAUAAUCAGUAACCCUAGUAUUAAAGUUAAUUAACUGUUUCAUUGCCUGAUGGGCGAAUAUCUCAUUCAGUUUCUUACUAUAUGUCGACAUUAUAUUCAGGUUUAUAUUAAAAUCUCCGAUAAUAAUGGUAUUUACCAUGUUAUCGCAUAUUUCCGACAAAAUGGUCUCCAUAUAUGCUAGAAAAUCAGCAUCACUUGAACUAGGUGAGUGAUAGACCACCCCAAUUUUCAAUUUGGUUUCGAGAUUUUUCAGUUGGAUAACUACACACCAAACACUUUUAUCGAUAGAUUUGGUUAGUAGUAUUUUAAAAUCUAGUGCGUCACGCAAUAUUAUGAUUACCCCUCCUGUAUGUCUACUGUACGAGUCACAUCUUACAACCUGAUAUGUAGGAAACUGUAUUUAAUAGUAGUAUAUUUCCUCUGUUGUGCAAGUUUCGGAACAUAGAAUUUCUAUUAGGGCCGGUUGUUCAAUGUCUGGUUAUCACUACCACUACACUAUCGACGAUUUCGACAUCAUUCAUGUAACAUGUGAUCGACCAGAAUAUGACCAGAUCAAUGUUCACACGGUUGCUAGAACGGGUCUCUGUAUCAGCAAAGCAAUAGCUAUUGCUAUUGCUAAAAGUCACUGCACCAUCAUCGGCGUGAUGUCAACAUCACUAGCGCCACUAUUCUCAGAACACUGCAAUCAAUGGUCAUCUUAUUUAACAGCGUCAGCACAAACAAGAAAUUACAACAUAUGAGCAACGCCGGAGUUAUGCUUGGUUUUCAUUACGUCAAUUUGAUUGACAACAUAAACUGCCUUCUCUGCCAUCGUCGUCAUAUCUUGCUGAAAGCGUUUUCAUUCAGCUCCAUGAACUGACAUAAAAGCGUUUGUCAAUGAUUGUAGACAAAUCUUGGGGUCAAUCGACUGACAUACCGUUUCCACCAUAAAUGUCAAAGCAGUGUUUUUAGAAGAAGAAGAAUUAGCUGUCAAAGCAGAAAAAGUAACUGACCAAAGUGAAAAUUUCAAAGGACUGGCUACGAGCUUAAACAAUUUUUUUAUACAAUAAAUUCAAUCAAUGCAAAACAAAAAGAAAUGAACAAAAAGCGAGCUUCGAUUGCUUUUGCAUCACUUUGUUUGAUCGCGACUUUAAAAGCGUGGAAAAAAAAUAAAUGCUUGAAAAGAAAUAAAAAGCAAUGGUGGAUUCGUCCAGGGCUCAGACACAGGGCCACCAGUGGUUUCUACUCCACACUGCGUUUUAAAUUACGUCAGCAGGAUCCUCAAUGGUUUAAAAAUUUUGUGCGAAUGAGUUGUGAAGACUUUGACUACCUGGUGGAGCAUCUCACACCAUACAUUGGCAAGAGCAAUACCCGAUUCAGGAAAGCAAUUUCAGUCGGCGAAAGACUCGCCGUAACUUUACGGUAUCUGGCUACAGGAGAUAGCUUUUCAAGUUUAAUGACGGUUUUUCUUAUUGGUAAAACUACAAUAUGCCACAUAGUACAUGAAACAUGUGCUGCUAUUUUUACAGCAUUGAAAGAUAAGUUUUUAAAGGUGAGUAUUUUGAAAUUUAUUUCGAUCACUAGUGUGAAUAAGAUGGAAUAUGCAUUCAUUUAUUUACAUAGGUCCCAAAUACCCCUGGACAAUGGGCAGAAGUAGCAGAUCAAUUUGCAAAGCGUUGGAACUUUCCAAACUGUUGUGGUGCUUUGGACGUAUUGUUUUAAUGGCUUUGGUGGACGCAGAAUAUAAGUUUCUUUUUGUAGAAGUUGGAGCAUACGGCCGCGAAUCUGAUGGAGGUGUUUUCGCAAGAUGCAAGCUUUCAAGUGCUCUUGCUGACAACACUAUUUAUUUUCCUCCCCGCAGACCACUACCGAAUGAGGCAGAUCCAAUGCCAUUUGUCAUUAUUGCAGACGAUGCCUUUCCGCUGAAACCAUACAUUUUGAAACCAUUCUCUUAUCGUGAACAAGUAAUGUCGCAUAAAAUAUUUAACUACAGAUUAUCACGAGCAAGAAACGUGGUUGAAAAUGUGUUUGGCAUAUGCGCGGCACGGUUCAGGAUCCUUAGAAGGCCAAUGGAUGUUAAACCUGAGAACGCAAAGACCAUCGUUCUAGCAAUUUGUGUUAUACAUAACUUUUUAAUAUCAAGAAACUCAUCCUAUUUAACUAGAACCGACACUGACAAUGAAACAAACGGAGAAUUAGUGGCGGGUAAUUGGCGAUUAGAACUUGGACCAAACGGAAAGCUAAUUUCACUUCGUGCAAGUACCACUCUGGGUAGGCCAGCAGAUGAUGCAAUAAAUGUUCGAGCUGCUUUUAUGGAGUAUUUUAUGACACCGUAUGGAGAAGUCCCAUGGCAAUAUAAUAGAACGAUUAUUCACAACUCAUUUUAAAAGUCAGUGGCCCGUAGUCAUAGUCAAAAUAAAGUCGACUUUAAAGUUAGUUGCAGCUUUUUGACAUAAUUUUCAA
This is a messenger RNA of Rhagoletis pomonella (apple maggot), 3116 nucleotides long. RefSeq names its product protein ALP1-like. Lineage: Eukaryota; Metazoa; Arthropoda; Insecta; Diptera; Tephritidae. Bases 2255 to 3040 code for a protein of 261 amino acids. The record is from RefSeq and is a predicted model, not a curated record. The transcript has 3 exons.